AUGUUUAACGGGGAGACAAGCUCCUCCUCGGCACGGAACGUGGUCCGCAGCUCCAGCAUCAGCGGCGAGAUGUACAACAUCGAGAAGAGCAACGGGGGCAAUGUCGACUCGGCCAGCAUAACCUCCAACAAGAAGAGGCGCUCCAGCCUGGGCGCCAAGAUGGUGGCCAUCGUGGGGCUGUCGCAAUGGAGCAAGAGCACCCUGCAGCUCAACCAGCCAGAUGGCGGUCCCAAGAAGCUGCGCAGCAACAUCCGGAGGAGCACAGAGACUGGCAUCGCGGUGGAGAUGAGGAGCAGGGUGACGCGGCAGGGCAGCCGGGAGUCCACCGAUGGCAGCACCAACAGCAACAGCUCCGACGGCACGUUCAUUUUCCCCACCACCCGCCUGGGAGCCGAAAGCCAGUUCAGCGACUUCUUAGAUGGGCUGGGGCCGGCGCAGAUCGUGGGCCGUCAGACGCUGGCGACACCUCCGAUGGGUGAUGUCCACAUUGGGAUGACCGACAGGAAUGGGCAGCUGGAGGUGGAAGUGAUACAGGCCAGGGGUCUCAUGCCGAAGAUGGGCUCCAAGUCCAUCCCUGCGACCUAUGUUAAAGUCUAUCUGUUGGAGAACGGAGCCUGCUUGGCCAAAAAGAAGACCAAGACAGCCAAGAAGACCUGUGACCCAUUGUAUCAGCAGGCCCUGCUCUUUGACGAGGGCCCUCAGGGCAAAGUGCUGCAGGUCAUCGUGUGGGGAGACUAUGGCCGCAUGGACCACAAGUGCUUCAUGGGGAUGGCGCAGAUCGUCUUGGAGGAGCUAGACCUGUCCAACAUGGUCACAGGCUGGUACAAACUCUUCCCCACCUCCUCGCUGGCAGACUCCAGUAUCGGCCCGCUCACCCGCCGCCUCUCCCAGUCCUCUCUAGAAAGCUCCACGAGUCCUUCCUGUCCGUAG
Molecule: messenger RNA, 930 nt
Organism: Alligator sinensis (Chinese alligator)
Lineage: Eukaryota; Metazoa; Chordata; Crocodylia; Alligatoridae
Gene: RIMS3
Product: regulating synaptic membrane exocytosis 3
Exons: 6
Coding region: 1-930 (309 amino acids)
Biological process (GO): regulation of membrane potential; regulation of synaptic plasticity; calcium ion-regulated exocytosis of neurotransmitter
Cellular component (GO): cytoskeleton of presynaptic active zone; presynaptic membrane
Molecular function (GO): transmembrane transporter binding; small GTPase binding
Source: RefSeq, a predicted model, not a curated record